AGAUGUUUGUCCAUUAUUGGAUACCGUACACCAGAGCCCGGUAAAAGUAGCUGAUUGGCCAUAAACACAACAGAAAUUAUUCUAGCUACGAACGUGAAGUACAGACAGAAUCAUGAGUCUCAGAAAGCAGACCCCCAGUGACUUUCUGAAGCAGAUAAUUGGCAGACCAGUUGUGGUCAAGCUCAACUCUGGAGUGGAUUACAGAGGUGUCCUAGCCUGUCUGGAUGGCUAUAUGAACAUUGCAGUGGAGCAGACAGAGGAGUAUGUCAAUGGCCAGCUGAAGAACAAGUAUGGUGACGCCUUCCUGAGAGGAAACAAUGUGUUAUACAUCAGCACCCAGAAGAGGAAGAUGUGAUGCAGAGGAUUUGUCCCUUUUUUAAAUUAUGUUUAUUAUCCCGGACGUUGUUCCAGUUGAUUAUGUUAUAUGAGAACAUUGUUUUUCGUAUUGUUUAAUGUCUCUGAGCUGAAGAGUGUUUUAGUUUUUUGUAAAAAGGAGAACAAUCCAAUAAAUGUUUUUGGAAGUUUAA
This is a messenger RNA of Oncorhynchus keta (chum salmon), 527 nucleotides long. RefSeq names its product U6 snRNA-associated Sm-like protein LSm6. The coding region runs from base 113 to 355 and encodes 80 amino acids. Gene Ontology annotation, molecular function: RNA binding. The record is from RefSeq and is a predicted model, not a curated record. NCBI's taxonomy places the organism in Eukaryota, Metazoa, Chordata, Actinopteri, Salmoniformes, Salmonidae. The transcript has 4 exons. Gene Ontology annotation, biological process: maturation of SSU-rRNA; mRNA splicing, via spliceosome. Gene Ontology annotation, cellular component: P-body; nucleolus; U6 snRNP.